Messenger RNA from Pseudozyma hubeiensis SY62, 2706 nucleotides. RefSeq lists its product as hypothetical. Gene Ontology annotation, molecular function: DNA-binding transcription factor activity, RNA polymerase II-specific; zinc ion binding. Lineage: Eukaryota; Fungi; Basidiomycota; Ustilaginomycetes; Ustilaginales; Ustilaginaceae. The coding region runs from base 1 to 2706 and encodes 901 amino acids. The record is from RefSeq and is a predicted model, not a curated record. The transcript has a single exon. Gene Ontology annotation, biological process: regulation of DNA-templated transcription.
AUGAGUGCGGGCAACAGCGGCUUCACUCCGAUCAACGAUCCCCAUACCGGCUUUGCCAACAUGUCGGGGAUGCCUAUGCACCAGCAUUCGGCUCAGUUCGCGCAGCUUCCGACGGGGCAGAAUUCCUUUUACGCAUCCUCACACGCCUCGGCCUCGACGUCGUCGCUCGCAGAUCAGCUCAGCGACCACGAUUCUUUUUCGGGCUCCUUUGAUGCUUCCAGGAGCAGCAGCUUCAGCGGUCCUUCAGCGGGUCGAUCCGGUCCUGGCCCCUCCGCUGGCUCUGGGUUCCCUUGCCCAAACUGCGGCAAGGCAUUUGCCCGCGAUGAUCUGCUCCGACGACAUCUGGCAAGAGAGGCCAGAGCUCUUGCUCAACCUUCGUUCGAUCGACAAAAGAGCUGCUAUGAAUGCGCGAGAUCCAAAGCAAGAUGUGAUCUCGAGGUCCCCAUAUGCGGUCGAUGCCGUGCGCGAGGAAAGCAGUGCACCUAUGCUCCCAGAUCCGGCAACCCCAAUGUUAGAAAGGCUCGCAACGUCGGCGUCAUGCCCCAAAUGGAUGCACAGAUGCAGUCCAUGACACCCCACAUGUCCUCGGCCGCUCCACUCAACCAGACCAUGUCCAGUGCACCUUGGUCCAUGCCCACGCCUGGCUUCGACGUUUCCUCCAACGCGUUCAUGACUCCUCACGCAAGCUACGCCAAGCGCGAAGGCGAGCUCGACUACGAUAGCCAGAGCGACAGCGAGGCACAGUCAUGGCACGAUCCCGGCUCUUCUGCUUCCGGAUCUGCCUUCGGGUCUCCCCGCCCGCAGCACAGCUUGCCAGAGCAUCCCGACUCUGCACCUCCCAACCUAGCCAACUUCAGCAUCUCAGGCCCGUCUUUUGCUGCGAUGGGCCCGCCUGCCCGCACCGAUUCACCUCGCUCGUUCCACGACCUCAACCUCGAAUCCGACGUUGCUCCAGGCCCACAAAGGAUGAAUUCCAGCAAGUCGAGCGGAUUUUCUCGCACCAACACCGGCUCUAUCGUCACCAACAUGAAUCGUUCCAGCAUGGCCUUCGCCAACGAAGAGGGAGAGGAGACUCCGAUCGUGCGGCUUAAUCACAACCUCACCCAUACCACCUCGGAUCCUACCAGGAUGCAAGCCAUGGUCAACAACAACAACUUCCUAGCCGAUUCUCACAGCCGUCACAGAACCGCCAGUCUGCCAGAAGCGCUCGAAGAUACCCUCGUUGAUGACACCAACAUGCACGCUUCGUGGAAUGCGCGUUCCUCUCUUGCUCCACAGUCCUUGCGCCAAACACCAGCCAACGCCAUGAUGCCUCCACCGAGGCCUCCGACCCUCAUCACUGCGAAUCUCAACAAUCGCAACAUGUGGCCAGGACCUUCCCCCAUCCGUUCGGCUCUCUUCCAGCAAGGGGUGGAUCUUUCUGGCUGGCUAGCAGAACCUGUUGUCCCAUCACCGCUCUACCGUAUGGGUCCAAGUCUGCAUUCGGCCAUCAGCGGCAACUUUGCAGCCAUCUCGCACUCGCCUGUAGUCGAUACACCCAUCUCGGCCAAAUUCGCGGCCUCGCUCGCUCAGACCAUGGGUCUUUCGAUUAACCCGGGCUUCCUUCCCGCCUUUCAAGAGUCGCAUCCCUCGGGAGGGGCGGCGAAUUCGGCUUCGCAUCCACUUAGUCGCUCUUUGUCGGAUUCCACCACGCCACCUCAGUCUCGCUACGACUGCAAUGGCCAGCUCGUCCUGCCCGCGCCUCAGCUGCCCAGCGCAAAGCAGUGGUGGAUCCAGCCCGAUCAAAACGGUGAAGUGGCCGCCUCGAUCGCGCAGGCCAGCGCCGCCCACUUUGUCUCGUAUCCAGCUUUGAUGGCUCUCACGGAUCCCACGGCACCCAUCCCGCCUUUCAUCCAUCGAAAGUGGCUGCAGGAGAAUCGUGUACGGGUUCCAGAGUCUCUGGCCUGCGCUCGUUCCAUCCUUGCCGGCUACUAUGUCCGUUUGCCCGCCAGCCAAGGUCUCGUUUGGAGGCUCAUCUCGGAGCAGAUUCGCCUGACGCUCUCCUCAGAGGCUGAGCUCAAGAAGCCUGACUCGGACCCCGUCGCUGUGUUCGGAGCGGUCGCGUCGCUGUGGAUGUAUCUUGUGCUGAUCGUCUUCACCGACGAGCCGGCUAUCACGGAUCACAUCGAUGCAGCGCUGCUGGAUCGGGCGCUCGUGGUGCUCUCGGAGCUGUCGCAGUCGCUGCUUGCGCACACGAUGCGGGCCGGCGAGUCGGCAUCCGGCACAGUCACACCGAGUCUUGCCACCUUUGGAUGGAUCGAGACCAUGAUCCGCACGCUGUUUGCAUCGUACUCGCUCCUCGUCUUGCAACGCUUCCGAGAAAACGGAGGCAACGCACGAGAGCGCCUGGCUGGGUGUUCGCUCAUCCUAGACAUCCCGCUUCCUGCGGGAGCUGGCGAGUUCGAGGCCGACAACGAAGCCGACUGGCUCCAGGCCCAUCACGCCAACCAAAACGUUCUCACCGAGGCAGGCGCGCCCUUUGUGCGACCGACACUACGCCAGCUCGUACAGUACCGCAAAGACACGUUUGCCGCCGCAACUGCCACCGCCGAGGCCGAAUCCAAGCUGCGCGACCUACCCUGGGCAGCUACCCUGUUUGACAACCAGGACGAGUUUACCAACGUCGUCCUGUCCGUCGCCUUUGCUCUUGACGAUACCCGUAUUUGA